This is a messenger RNA of Funneliformis mosseae, 318 nucleotides long. The record is from the annotation of a GenBank genome assembly. NCBI's taxonomy places the organism in Eukaryota, Fungi, Glomeromycota, Glomeromycetes, Glomerales, Glomeraceae.
AAAGGCAUGGCAUUUAUUCUUGUCAAUACACCUAUAUUGAUGGUCGUAUAUGUGGAAAUAAAUGUUAUCAGCAAGAAGGAUGUCACAUUCAUUAGAAAAGACGAUUUCAUAUUCCUUGUGGUGAAUGUAGUACACCAACGAUUUCUUCUUAUGAAAUCCACUAGUAUUCUGAAUUCAAAUCGAUCUGAUAGACCUCGAGAACAGAGAAGGAUUCCCAAUCUGGAGACAUAUACUUCAGAUCAAAUUCUAUGGGAAUCUCAGUUUACCAGCCACCUAUCCCACCCGAUAAUCCAUGAUGAUGAAGAAAGGUUCAUAUAG